Messenger RNA from Phialemonium atrogriseum, 2600 nucleotides. Its product is annotated as WD domain-protein. Gene Ontology annotation, molecular function: protein binding. NCBI's taxonomy places the organism in Eukaryota, Fungi, Ascomycota, Sordariomycetes, Cephalothecales, Cephalothecaceae. The transcript has 2 exons. The record is from RefSeq and is a predicted model, not a curated record. Bases 170 to 2434 code for a protein of 754 amino acids.
UGUGGGGAGUGGCAAGGCGAGGUCAAAGAUCAAGCAAGCUCCUGGCUCCGACGCCUAGGGAGAGACAGAAAUCCAUUUGUUUCUUCCCGUUCCUCGGUGUGCGCUCUCGCUCUGCGAUGCGCGUCAGGCUUGCUCACAAGGAUUAACCAACCUUGACUGCUUGCCCACCAUGGGCCCCGAAUUUCUAUCCUCUCGAGGCGAUCGCCGGCAUCGCCAACCCCAAGACGGCGACAGUUUCGAGGACCCCGUCGAGUCGGGCCCUUCUGCCGCACUCGCACCCGCAGCCGAAGAGACUGACGACACCUUGAUGACCUAUGCUGACGACGAGCGAGAAGAGGGCCAGGAGGGUGAGGAAGACGAUGAAGACGAUGAAGACGAUGAAGACGAUGAGGAGGACGACGAGGACGAUACUGCCGACGUCUGCUGUGGCCACCACAACCACCACCACAAUCCGCACCAUCACCUCCACCAACAAUCCUUUUGCCACGACUUUCCGGAGCUCUACGAUUCCGAUCCAUAUCCAUCUGACGACCUCGACAUGUCAGACGACGGUGGCGCUCCGCUGGUAAACUACCUCGACACUGCCAGCCUUCUCACCAACGACAUCAACAUGAGCGCCAGCUUUUUCGGGAACGGCUACGGGUACGAUCUCUGGAGCGGUUCCAACGUCCCCGGCGCAUUUUCUCAAGCGGGAAGCCAGGAUCAGGAUACAGCCGUUCAGGAUGACGGGUCCGUAUCGGACGAUUCAUUACCUGCGGAACUGACAAGCAACUUCACAAACCCUGCCUUCCCCUUACAACAAGCCCCACCAGAUCCGGCACCGCCGCCGCCGCCGCCGCAGUUCGAGCAAUUCUUAUUCGACUCUGAGCCUGACUCUUUCAUAAUGUGGUUCCCGGGCGGGCAUCCUGUUGCCUUGAGCAAUCCAAAUCCGAACACGCUUGGGCCGGGAAACUACGGCCUGGUGGAUUUCCUCAAACAUUGGGCUGGACAGAGCCCAGGCUUGCAAGGACUGAGCAGAGAACGGGGGAGGUUCCCAUGGAUGGGGAAGAUCAACGACCAGAAUAAGACACACCUGACUCACGUCCAGUACGCCGACCUGGAAGGGGAUCAAUGCGACUUUCAGGGGAUGGACUGGGAGGACUUGGGGGUUACGCGGAAGGAAGCGCGGGAGCGCCGCCUACUUACCUACACCAACUACGUCAAUAAAGCAGGCUCCGACAGGUGGAGUCCCCAUUUGCCAGACGUGAGCCUACCGCGGACGGAUAGCUUCUUCCGAUUCCGUCGCAUGGACAUCAGGCGGAACGUCCACCUCUCCCACUUCCAGCUGCGAAAUGUGCUGGCAAGUGCAUCUGGCACUCAGGCGUUCUACACGGGAAACGGCGUCGUCCACAAGUUUAACCCCGUCUCCGGCGAGGGAAAGACGGUCAUGAGGUUGGGUGACAUGCCGGCUUCCCAGAUCUCGACGCUCGCGGCCGAACAUGAUGUUCUGAUAGCCGGUGGCUUCACUGGCGAAUAUCUUCUUCGCCGUCUCGAUGCCGGCGACAAUGACGAUGCGGCCUGUCACGAGGGAACCAUCACCAGCCACAUCAGCGGCAUCACGAACCACGUGCAGAUCCACCAGGCGCGGCAGUCGUCCUCCCCGAGAGCCGCGUUUGCCUCGAAUGACAUGUGCUUCCGAGUGAUGGACGUCAAUACCGAGACAUUCUUGUCCUGCGAGGCGUUUGAUUACCCGCUCAACUGCACUGCUCUAUCGCCGGACCGGCGUCUCCGGGUCAUGGUCGGCGACCACCAGAACGUCCUGAUCACGGCCGCCGAAUCCAGCUGCGGCCAAGGCAGACCGGAGAUUGUGCAAGAGCUCGGCGGCCACCGCGAUUACGGCUUCGCGUGCGACUGGGCGGACGACGGCUGGACGAUAGCCACGGGGUUCCAGGACAGGUCAGUCAAGAUAUGGGACGCCCGCCGGUGGACCAACAGCUCGGGCGUCGCGACGCCGCUAUGCACGCUCCGGACGGAAAUGGCCGGGGUCCGGAGCCUGCGCUUCUCGCCGGUGGGGAGCGGGAAGCGCGUGCUCGUGGCGGCGGAGGAGGCGGACUUUGUCAGCAUCAUCGACGCCCAGACCUUCGGCUCGAGACAGACGGUGGACAUAUUCGGCGAGAUCGGCGGGAUCACGUUCAGCAACUCGGGCCAGGACCUGAUGGUGCUGUGCUGCGACCGCGUGCGCGGCGGGCUCGUGCAGCUCGAGAGGUGUGGGCUCGGGGCCGAGGCGAGCUGGGACGCCGACGAGGAGCUGCUGGGCCGCCGGGAGCAGUGGUGGCGGAGGGGCGGCACCUACGACUGGCCGCGGUCCGAGUUCACCGAGGAGAAGAGGACCCGGGAGUCGGUGACGAGGAGGCGGAGGAAGGGCGCCGCCCUGGACGCCAUGGAGCCGUUUUGAAGGGGUUCCAUUGACGUCGGUUUUUUCUCUCUCUCGAGACUUUGCAGCCUAUAUAGCCGGAGCUGUGGGUUAACUGAACCGGUAUUACUGACUAGUUGGCUGAAAGGAAGGAUGGAUGGAUGGGAUGGGAUGGGAUGGAUAGGUGGCGUUUUGGUGCAUCUUGAGA